CCGAGGCCCCCGUGCUGCCUGGUGGGCGGCCCGAUCGUCUUCCACAUGCGCCUGUUCUACGUCACUGUCAGAGCGCCAGCCAAUUUCAAUACGCGCACGACUUCCUCUCUUUUUCGUGCUUUCCUUUUCAUCUUUCCGUUACGAGAUCAGAGGCGGAGGCUCCGAAACGGGGAUUCGAUAGUUUGUUCUGGUUCUGGGAUCGAUUCGCGGAUUCACCAGACGCAUGUUCUGCUCCUCCAUCAUCAUCGUUCGCCUUGGCUUGCAAGCUCGAGAAUCAGAAACUCAGAGCCCCACGAGUUUUUGCUUCUUUUUUCCAUUUUAUUGAAGGAGCGAGGAUAUAAGAACCGGCGCUCGGGAAGUUCUCGGAUUUUCAUCAGGAGGGCAAUGUAUCCGAAGCUGAAGGUGAAGGUGAAGGGGAGAGUCGAUUCUGGAGAUCGCGAUGAUGUUAAGCGGGAUGUUCCCAAGAGUCCAUUGCUGGGACUGAAAGCUCUCGACUAUCUCUCUCUGCACGAUUUCGACUCUCCUGUGCAGGAGCAUCAAGUUUUUCGACAAUGCACAGCAAGGGUUGAAAAGAGAUCCAUGGAAAAUGCUCUGAGAUAUCCUGUAUCUGAAGGGAAAAGCGAAUCAACAUCUGAUGAAGAUUCUAAACUAAACAUCCGAGCCAGCACAGUGCCUCGUCCACGUGCAGUUUUAUCUAGUCCUGAUAAUGAUGUGAUGAUAGGAAAAAAUAAUAAAAGAAUUGGAGGGCGGCCUUCGGCUUUGAAGAAUAAUAACCCCCUCCAAUUGAGAAAUGGCCAGCCUAGGGAUAUUUCGAAGGAAGCUGCCUACCAUGAGCCUAAGAGCACAAGAAAACCCCAGGAGGCCACUGAUGAUAAGAUCCUGUCCAGGCGGACGAAGGACCCGGCUAACACAGCUGGUGCUGCGAGCCAGAGAACACGCCCUCAAACCAGAAAACCGAGCUCUGUGCGAAUUUGAUUUGCCAAGGAUCUGAGACAUACUCAAAGCAAGCAGUUUUGCCGUUUCUGUGGCGGUACUCGUUCAAAUAUAGGCUGGCCGUACUUGUGAUGGUUCCCAAGGGUUCAAUCACCUUCAAUAUAGCUAGAGUGAAUCUUCUAGGCUAAGCUUACAUAUAACAAAUAUGAAGAAAGUGUUAACAGAGUUUCAGACUUUUCAUAUUACCCCCGUUUCUUGCCUCUUACCUGUGUACAUAACUAAUACUGGUUGAGCUGUACAAUUUCAGCGGUUGUAAACGACUACGAUGAUCCUUUUUGCAAAGCGGAGUACCUUUUCUUGGUCUCU
Molecule: messenger RNA, 1299 nt
Organism: Rhodamnia argentea
Lineage: Eukaryota; Viridiplantae; Streptophyta; Magnoliopsida; Myrtales; Myrtaceae
Exons: 5
Coding region: 46-975 (309 amino acids)
Source: RefSeq, a predicted model, not a curated record